Stylophora pistillata is the source of this 3884-nucleotide messenger RNA. RefSeq names its product metabotropic glutamate receptor 3. The record is from RefSeq and is a predicted model, not a curated record. Gene Ontology annotation, cellular component: membrane. Gene Ontology annotation, molecular function: G protein-coupled receptor activity. NCBI's taxonomy places the organism in Eukaryota, Metazoa, Cnidaria, Anthozoa, Scleractinia, Pocilloporidae. Gene Ontology annotation, biological process: G protein-coupled receptor signaling pathway.
UCACUUGAUAAAAUGUCAAUUCCUUGAAAUAACAAACUUGUGCUAUUAAACAGGAAGACCUUGCUCAGGUUGCGCGUUAAAGACGAGAACCGAAAAGAACGGUAACGGGGGUGGCUAGUACUGAGCGUAAAAGCUGGAGUAAAAGUUGAGCAGUUCCUCCACCUUGCGCAACAGUGAUGAAGGUACAUCUCCAAAUAUUCCAAUUUCUUAUCUCUACUCAAGUCUUGACGAUUUUCUCGUUCUCCGCAUCCGCCCGCUCUGAACAACGGUUAAAAACAGGAAUUAUCAGCGCGGGUGAUGUUAUAAUUGGCGGCUUAAUACCCGUUCACUUCUCACCCAAUUUUUCGCCGCAUCCUGGCAAUACGUCAUGCCAAGGCUUCUUCCAUUUACGCGGGUUCAAAGGGGUAGAAGCCAUGUUAUACGCAGUAGACCUCAUCAAAGGAAACUCUACGUUGUUUCCAAAUGUAACUCUGGGAGUUCAUAUAAAAGAUACAUGUGGUUGUGUGGAUUAUGCCAUCAGGGAAAGCUUGAGUUUCGACUUUAUCAGGAGCGCUUACAUUGCCUCAGAUCUUCUUGACUGCGCCAGACCCAGUUGCUGUUCAAGUAAGUAUCGCACAGCAGCUAUCGUAGGAGCAGCCUUCAGCGGCGUAACCAUGGCAACGGCAAGCCUCACAGGGCUUUUCCACGUGCCUGUAAUUAGUUACGCUUCAACGAGUCGUCUUCUCAGUGACAGGUCUCGUUUCCAGUACUUCUACCGAACGGUACCUUCGGACAACUUCCAGGCUCAAGCAGUUACGUCCCUUCUUCACGAAUUUCAGUGGCAUUUCGUCAUCGUUCUAGCGUCGGAUAACGAAUACGGCCGCUCGGGCGUCACAGCUUUGAAACAGACGAUCCAGAAUGACACGACUCGAGAUCAGAUCUGCGUAGUAGUCGACGAACUCUUUUCAAGGAAAGGGAGUCGAAAUGAAAUGACUCAAAUCUUCAACAAGAUCCAACAAUUUUCGCAAGCAAAAGUUAUUAUUCUUUAUGCUGAAUUUCCAGAUGCUGUGUAUUUUUUCCAAGAAGCAAAAAUUAAAUCGUUAAGGAAUUACAUGUUUAUUGCAACUGACAGCUGGGUUGGGUCUACAGAAGUGAUUAGAGGUUCCAGUGAUAUUUUCAAAGCCAUCAUCGGUUUGAGGCCUCCAAUUAAAUCCAUGCCAACAUUUGACGCGUACUUCCUGGAAACUCUCAAGAAAAACAACAGCAGAAAUCCAUGGGCUUCCGAAUGUAACAAAAGUUUAAUUUGUAGUGAGAAAAGCGCUGAACCGUGUCAAUCGGAAGUUCACCACGACGGGUAUGUCGCUUACAUAAUGGAUGCGGUAUUUUCAGUCGCGCAUGCGCUGCACGCAAUGCUCGGCUGCAACGAUAAAACGUGCGCUAAGAAAUGGAUGGAUGUGGACAUCCGGGAUCUUUCACAGUUCAUUCAAAAUGUAUCUUUUGCAGGAUAUUCACAAAAAAACAUCUUCUUCAAUGAAGAGGGCAGUACUAAAGGGCACUAUGAUGUUUAUUACCUGGGCAUAGAAAGCAGCAAAUAUACGAAAGUGGGUUCGUGGAGUCAGUCUAAACUAGAGCUUGAUUUAUCGAUAAUUUCACAGCACGGAUCUGAUUUUCCAUUGCCAGCUUCAAUCUGCAGUAUCCAUUGCCGGAAAGGCGAGUACAAGAUUCCAAAAUCUCAGUUCCCGGAGUGCUGCUGGGAUUGUGCAAAGUGCGAAGGGAAAUCGUUUACCAAUACGUCACACAUGACCAAAUGUUCGUAUUGCCCGGAAGGAACUUGGCCCACCGCUGACCACUCAGCAUGCAGUCCCAUCGAAGCCGCCUAUCUCCACUGGGAUGAGACCUGGGCAGUCGUCAUUGUCUUCUUUUCAUCAUUUGGUUUGGCCAUUGUGACAUUCACUGGCGUUGUGUUUAUAAAAUUUCGCGCUACACCAGUGGUGCGAGCUGCUAGCAGACAACUAUGCUACUUUCUUCUAUUGGGAAUUGCAAUAUUCUAUGUGACGCCUCUUCCAUACAUCGCCAAGCCCUCGGCCGUCACCUGUAGAACUCUUCCAGUUAUGUUUGGGCUGUGCUUUGUGCUGGUAGUUGGCACAAUUCUCAUCAGAACAAACCGAGUUUCCAGGAUUUUCAACGAGAAACUUCUUCGAACAGGGAAAAUUGGUUGCCUUGGCAACCACUGGCAGAUGUUUAUUUUAGGAUGUCUGCUGGCCACUGAGAUCGCGCUCACCGUUGCUUGGGUAUAUGGUUCCUCGUCUCCAGUUCUUCCGCAAAUAAUCUAUUCUAAGGCCUCUAAAGAUGCCUCUCUUAUCUGCAACUUGAGUGGAAGUCACAUUGGCUUUUCUUUGUGGCUUAUCUACAACGCAGGCUUGGUCGUCGUAUGCACUUAUCAAGCUUUUCUUGUGCGGAAAGUGCCACAGAAUUAUAACGAGUCAAGAUUGAUUGCGUUCAACAUGACCACACUAUGUAUUACCGUCUUUGUCUAUAUUCCGUCGUACAUGGGUACCUCAGGGUGGUAUCGAACAGUUAUCUCAUGUUUCAUGUUCAUAUUUCUUGGAACUCUCACCUGGGUGAGUAUCUUUGCACCGAAGAUUUAUAUUAUGCUGUUCCGACCGCACAAAAACAUUCCCAUGAGACCUUCUGUGAGCUCCAUUACUUUAGGAGUGAUCACACCCACGCCAGCGGCCAGCAGUAUUAGUGAUCAGUACAUGUGUAGCAGGCAAAAUUCUCUGACUCCCAACGAAGAUGGAACAUGGGGAGGCCUAUGGGCCAAGUUUGAUUUGGCACGUGAUCUGAACGAAAACGUUGCGAUCGGUGAGAAAGAUGAUUUGCCGAAAAAGAUUGAGGAAUUUGAAGAUUUUUCCGAAAAAGAACUGAAAGAAAACCAAGAAACGGAGACAAUUACAGUUGCUAAGUCACAACAACAACAAGAAAACUGUGAAAUAAUGCCCGUGAAGAAUACUUUUAUGGUGCACUUCGAAGACGAACUGACAACUGAAAUCAAUGAAGGCAAAUACACGAAAGUCGUUCCCAGGUUCCUUGGUAGUCAAGGUGGUAUCUUAAGAAGACCUUACACAUCAGAGAGCCUCGAAAAUCCUGGUAACGGGAUCGUUACGAGGAAGAAAAAAACAUCUCUAGUUCGUUUUCAGGACGAAGUGUUAAGUUGCGACGAUUUUGCAGACUACAGCGGGUCUGCGCUUCCCGCCAAAGAAGAGGAAUCCAGUCAAAUGCCCAAAGAAAAACUUGAUGCGGAGACUGGUAACAAGAGAGAACAAACAGAGACCAGCCAUGUCACUGGACAAGAGAGAAAGAGGAAAAUAUCUGUCUUUUCGUUCCAGUGACAAAGAAAAAAAAAAUUAAUCGAUAGAUCCAAUUCUUGACUAUAAUUAUAUUCGGGUUAUAAAAGUUUGUCGCCUAGCGUACCUGGAUCAAAAAAAAAAAAAAAAUUGUGCCGAAAAUUGAAAGCAUAAUGUAAUUUAAUUGUGAGAUGCAUUUUCUCUGUUUAGGGAUUCUACGGUUUGAGUUCUUGUUUGAAAGCAAUGGACUUCCUAAUUAAUGAAAAUUGUGCGCGAGUCCCAGGUCUAACAAAGAGGGCUUGCCGUCCUUCCUAUUUUCGCCAUUAUUUAAGGGAGGAAAAGCACUUCAACUGUUCAGCGUUAAGACGAAAACUAUUCUAGUGCCAUCCUCCCCCAGAUCUAGACCCGCGCAUUUUUAAUAUAUUUUCCUAAAACGUUCUGCAACUUAUAGAAGUGACGGAAUUUUUGGCUCCGGCUUUAGUUUCAGUUAAACUAGUCACUACUGUAUAAAGGCUGAUAGUUUCGAAAGAAACUGUUUGGGGCUGCGUCGGUGGGAGU